This is a messenger RNA of Wyeomyia smithii (pitcher-plant mosquito), 3521 nucleotides long. RefSeq lists its product as uncharacterized. NCBI's taxonomy places the organism in Eukaryota, Metazoa, Arthropoda, Insecta, Diptera, Culicidae. The transcript is spliced from 4 exons. The coding region runs from base 523 to 1605 and encodes 360 amino acids. The record is from RefSeq and is a predicted model, not a curated record.
AUAGUCUCCUCCAGGCGAGGAAGUGGCAGCGGUGGCAGUGCGUUAGUGCUGAAUGCACCCGCCGUCAGUAUUCUCACUAGUGGACCGCUGCUGGCCACUCUCAGCGGAACGGUUCUUGUGUGGACAAGCCUCAUCAUUUCGUUGACUGCUAACAUCUACCGCAGAUUGAGUACUUUCUUUUAAGCGUGUAAAGCUACACCGCAGUGCGCCUGCGCCGUUUUUCGUUCAGUCCCUUUUGGAAAGACAGCUCGUUGCGUCAGUGUGUGUAUUGUUUAUAUCAAACUCAGAGAAAUUCGCAUUGAUAAAACGAAAAAAGUGAAUAAUCGCGAACGGAUGCACAAAACAACUCAUUGCAAAUGCUAAAAAUAAUUGCUACAUCAUCACCGACAUCAUCUCUGCAGAGAGGGCGGUACUGUAUUGUCCAACUGUUUCGCCGUGACAAACGGAUAGGAUAGAAAGUUUUAGUGUCCAGAACGUUUAGCACCCUCAAAAAACAAGUCCGAACGGACGGUGCACGGUGGAAUGGAUGAGCUGGAAACAGCCAGUUUUGCAGAGCUACAGGAUAAAAAUGAAAUCAUCAGCAAGUACAUCGAACACCUGGAGCAGCUGAAACGAUUGGCGGCGCUGCGAGGCCGUAUCAGCGAGUCUGAGUUUAACAAUUAUCUUGUGCGGCACUACUUUCACAACAACAACAUCAUUAAUUACAUCUUUGACAAAAAUACCAGCCGCAUCCUGCUGAAGACGGUCAUCGAUAGAAAGAAGAAGAUAAUCAAUUUCAUCUUCGUGCUGCUGACGCUGUUCAUUAUCUUUUCCUACAAGCAUGAAGUGUCGACGGUGGUGCUGCGGAACAUUCAAAGCUUCAUCUACCCGGGCAUGCGGGUAUGGCGGAAGGUUACGGUGCCAAUCAUCGCCAACUAUCCGUCGCUGACGGAGUACUACGACGAGAGCUGCCUCCUAACUAAUCCUUAUUUCCAAGUGGAAAACCUCAACUGUGAUCCCUGUGCGGACGUUGCCAACGUGCUGGACUUUACCAACAUUGAUGAUGUUGCCGUUAAUUAUCCCUAUAUUUUUAAGACUCAAAAAGAACUAGUCGACAUCCACCGGUUGCAGAUACUGUACGAGCAGCAUCGUGCCAUUUUCACCAAGGAUGCUUAUAAAAUCCAGUCUUCCCACGAGGGCAUCCGAAAUCUGGAUGACCUCUUUCGUCACUUCAUGAACGCCAGCCAGCAGGUUGAAAGCCACAAUGUCUGGCGCUGUAAUCGGAUGGCUCCGGCUCGAUUACUGCGGGCCCUGUUCCCUCGACCGGCACGAUUACCGGCCACGGGUGUCAGCUUGGAACGGUAUCUAAUCGUAGAUACCCCGCAGGCAGUGCCGUACCGUAUUCCGGAUGCGGAAUGUGCUAACAUGUUCGUUAUUCAGGGCUACGGGAGCAGAACGUUUUUGCUGCGGCCUACGCAGGAAUGUCGCCACCGGUGUCGAACACUGUCUGUUCGACUACCGGCCAGUUAUGGCCUAAUCUACAACUGGUGGUACUGGAAGCCAAUCUCCCUACCUGAGCAGUACGCCAAAUCACCUUCCAUCAGCUAUAUCGGUUCGUACUGUUGAAGGCAGUGCAAAGUGUCAACAAAAACUCCAACCAGUUCAAAAGAACGAGCAACAAAAAACCAACUCACCGAAGCCAAACUAUUGAACGGGAAUGCUGGAGGUAAGUCAACUUUGUUGGAAAGUAAGGUUCGAGGCAGAAGUCGGUCUCUGGGCAUGUGGCGAAUCAAAACGGUUGUGUGUGUUUCAGAUUUACAAGAAAACGUUUUUAUGUUUCGAUUGACCACCACUUUUUCUUGGGUUUUAAUUUUUUGUAAAGAGAAUUUUUUGUUUCUCAGUAAUUUUUAUGUGUUCCAUUAGACAAUAUCUUCUAGUUCCUUGUAUAACUAGAAGAAAGAAAUCUUUCAUACGUAUUACCUAGCUUUAUGAUCUACAGGUUAUAUUCAAACUUAAACGCCCAAAGAGACUGACUUUCCUGCGAAGUAGAAACGAUAACAAAACAAUAGCAGCAUAUAGUAGAGAAUGCUUCCGGAAAAAAUUUCUCCAAGCAUAGUCAGUAAGCAUACCAAAAUGAACUUUUAUGUUAUUUGUUUUUCUUUCUAUUUUUCUACGUUCAAUAUGAGAUUAUUAUACGCGUGUGUAUUCUCUAUAUUCCGUUGGCAUUUGCGUCUUAGUUGAUAAUUUAUGUGUUACGUGUAAGAUUUGGGGACCAGUCGAUUGUCUGUUCCAGCCAGCAUUUUACCUAGUUGACUGUGUUAGCUAGCGUGACUUCACUGCAAAAUACUUUGACCAAUAUUUUAAUACCCCUAAAACGCAAAAAAGGGUUAGACUCCGGUGUAGUAUGUCUAGCCUUGGUAUUAUUAUUUAUUUCGUAACCGAAACCAAAAUCUAACCGAAACGUAUUCAGCACAAAUUUAACGAGGUAGUAGUCUUAGAUAAAAAAAAGCUUCAUAGGGUCCCAACCACAAAAUCAAAUGUCUGAGUACAGUGAUGCUGGGGACAUGCCAUAACGAUUAGUCUUAAACAGCAGAGAACAGAAGAAGAAAAAAGAUGUAAUAUGUUGUGAAAUCGUACCACUGGACGUAGUUUUACUGUAGCACUUGCACACAGCCCAACGAAAGUAAUUCAAAGCUUUUUUUUUUGGUCAACUGUAACCAUGUUUCAGUUUUAGGUUGAAAAUAAGUUGCCAUUUAUCUGUGCACUAGAAGGUCGUUUUUCAACACAACAAAUAGUGUUUCAAAAGCUUAAUGCUUCAAAAUACAAUGCUUUGGAUUCUAGAAUGGCUUCGGGCAUCGACUAUUGCCUUUACCGUUUCUAAACCACUAUCAAUGUUUGUAUGCAUUCCGAAAGAAACACAUAAAGCACCUGCAUUUUAAGUUUUGCUAUCAGGCGUCUAGAUUUUAUCAGACAUUUGAACGUUGUUAUUGAUAAAAUAACGGUACUCGAACAAACUUUAUAUGUGUGAAAAUAACACAAAGCAGAUAAAGCAGACGAGUAAAAAAAGAAUUGAUAAUAAAUCGUGAAUGAACAUAACAUUUAGCUCGACAAAUUUAGAGAACCGAAUUAUGAUAAAACAUUUGAACUGGUUUUUGAUUCUGCAAUUACCCAAAAACACUUUUCAAUUGUCGAAUGUUCAAAUACCCACUUUCGUUCAAUUUUUUUUAUCAAAAACAUGGUUACAGUAACUUUAACUAUCUAUUAAAAAAUAGUCAUUUUGGUAAACGUUUUUGAGCGAUACUACUGUAUAUAAAGAGGGUAAUAGGUAACAGGAAAGCAGCUAGCUCUAAAAAGAAAGUUGUAGCAGAUCAACUCAUCUAGAGAUGAAGAGUAUAUUACAAAGCAAAAUAAACACAUAUAUUUUUCUUCAAACAAACAUUUGAGAAAACAGUAAUUGCACAGUAUAAUGGAAACCGGUAACGCAGAUAGUUGUAAUGAGAACAAGCAAAAAAUGUAUAUAUUCGCUCGAAGAGUGUAAAUAA